Corylus avellana is the source of this 3454-nucleotide messenger RNA. The record is from RefSeq and is a predicted model, not a curated record. NCBI's taxonomy places the organism in Eukaryota, Viridiplantae, Streptophyta, Magnoliopsida, Fagales, Betulaceae.
UAAGAGCUGGGUUGUGGCUAUUUUCCGUAGUUAGAGCCUAUCGUGGUUUUCGACUUGCGAGAUACUGGGAGUGGCUUAACUUUUGUUCUCUAAACAGGGGAUAUUUGUGUGGAAUUCUGUGGUUUAAGAAUUGGGUUGCGCUCUUUUUGAUUGUAUGAUGUCUCUGGUAGUUCGACUGCAAGUCUCUGAGUCUAAUUGCUUCCGAGUAAAGAGGGGAUAGAGCUUUCUGAUCAUCGUUCUGGUUUUCACGGCACGGGAUCUACGAUAAGCCAUUUGAAUGGAGUCCGAUGCUGCUGAACUAUUUGAAAAACUGCCAGAUCCAAGUUCAUUUAAGGUGCAUUUUUUAAUCUGCACAAGAGUUCUGAAAUUGGUUAAUAGAAUAUCAAGAAUAUUUCCAGCUAUAGCAGCAGCUUGCCCUCAAUGCUUAUCAGGAAUACAGGAACUAUCGUUGUUAAACCAUGCAAUUAAGCAAACCCAGCAACAUCUUCAGAAGUACAGCGAGUCUAGUAAAAUUUACCUGGCAGUAACAGGGGAUGCAGUAGUCUCACAAUGUCAAAGAUUAAAGAACUUGUUGGAGCAAUGUUUAGGCCAAAUUCAAACUAUGGUUCAACGUGAGUUGGCUACAGAGAUCUCUCACAUCAUGGAUUAUCAUGGGAGAGCAACGUUUUCUGUGGACUCAUCUGAAGAGGAGGCUGGUAAAGCCGUGCAAAGAUUGCUCCAGCAGGCCAAUUCUACAUCAGAUUCAAUUGAAAACUCUCAAGUUAGAUCUCUUCAAUUGGCAGCUUCAACACUUCAUAUAACAUCCCCGAAGGCUAUCUUGAUAGAGAGACAAACUAUCAACAAGCAGCUUGAUAAAGUUGGUGAUAGUGAUCCGAGAGAAACAGAGAUUUUAAGACGUCUGUUGUGUCUAUUGAACAAGUAUGGAAAUUUAAUCCUGCAAGAACAAUUGAGUAAUGACUGUGUACAGAACGAAGGAUCAUUUACAUUUGAGAAUGGCAGAAAUAAUUCUGCAUAUAGUCAGUCAGUUGAUGUGGAAUCGCAUACAGGAUGUGGGCAUCAUGAGGCUCAAGUCGAAGACAUCCUAAGAAGAGCUGUACUCCAUGAAGAACAAUUGAGUAAUGACUGUGUUCAGAAUGAAGGAGCAUUUGCAUUUGAGAAUGGCAGAAAUGAUUAUGCAUAUAGCCAGUCUGUUGAUGUUGAAUCGCGUACAGAGGAACAAUUGAGUAAUGACUGUGUUCAGAACAAAGGAGAAUUUGCAUUUGAGAAUGGCAGGAAUAAUUCUGCAUAUAGCCAGUCUGUUGAUGUGGAAUCACGUAUAGGAUGUGGGCAUCAUGAGGCUCAAGUCGACGACAUCCCAAGAAGAGCUAUACUCCCUGAGGAACAAUUGAGUAAUGACUGUGUUCAGAACGAAGGAGAAUUUGCAUUUGAGAAUGGCAGAAAUAAUUCUGCACAUAGCCAGUCUGUUGAUGUGGAAUCGCAUACAGGAUGUGGCCAUCAUGAGGCUCAAGUUGACGACAUCCUAACAAGAGCUAUAGUCCCCAAGGAACAAUUGAGUAAUGACUGUGUUCAGAACGUAGGAGAAUUCGCAUUUGAGAAGGGCAGAAAUAAUUCUGCAUAUAGCCAGUCUGUUGAUGUGGAAUCGCAUACAAGAUGUGGGCAUAAUCAGGCACAAGUCGACGGCAUCCUAAAACGUGCUAUUCUCCCUAAGGAACAAUUGAAUCAUUACUGUGUUCAGGAUGCAGUAGCAUUUGCAUUUGAAAAACUGCCAGAUCCUUCUUCCUUUAAGGUGCAUUCUUUAGUGUGUACUGAAUUACUGAAAAUUUGGUGCAUGAGGAAUGGAGUCACCAUUUCUGAGCCAACUAUAGUGGUACGUCACUUUAGGGAAACUUCCUCCAGUUCCAUUGACAGCCUUUUCAGUUCCAUUGAUAGCCUUUUCAGUUCUGAGAAUGGUCGAUGUCUCAGCAAUAUGUCGCUUGAAUCUUUAGACUCUACUUACACUUGGGAUUCAUCAAACACUGGGAUAGCAGAUGGCUUAAACUUGAUUCCUAUGCAGACAAAACAUGAGCACAAAUAUCAAUCUUAUGGAAAUAUUCAUGAGGAAGAUUUGAAAUUUCUAUCUAAACUAGCUGAACUUCAGUGGGAAUCCCAAUGCGAAGUUGUUGAAAAUGUCAAAAAGCAUCUGGAUUACAGCGAAGAAGCUUAUCAAUUUACGUCAUAUGAAAAUUUUGGUGAGCCACUUGUUAGAUUUUUGGAGGAUGCACGUGACCUGCAUGAUGUAAAAGCUCAAAAAGCUGGAUCUCAGUUGUUGUUGGCAUUUGUGACCAAAAACAGAAGUGGUAUCUCAUACUUCCGUGAAGAAACUUUUAGUCUCCUGGCCACUGUUAUCAAUUCAGAAAUAACAAAAGAAGCUCUAGAGAUAUUGGAAGUGUUGUCUGGCCAUCCAUAUUGUAGAGCUAAAAUUGAAGCAUCUGGUGCUUUGAUGUCCAUCCCGAAGAUGCUCGACUCUAAUAACAGAGAUUUCCAGGAAUUGGCCAUUAAAAUUCUGUGCAAUUUGUCCUCAAAUAGUGACAUCUGUUCCCACAUUGUAUCUUUGGAAUGCAUCCCAAAAUUGGUUCCUUUAUUAGCUGAUAGCACUCUUGCGGGCAAUUGUGCUUUUGUAUUGAAAAACUUAUGCAAUGUGGAAGAGGCUAGGGUUUCUGUUGCUGAAACUAAUGGAUGCAUUAGUUCGGUUGCUGGACUACUUUCGGCCAGCAGUCACGAGGAUCAAGAAAAUGCAGUGGCUGUUCUCCUUUCACUGUGCUCUCAACGUGUUCAGUAUUGUCAGUUGGUCAUGGAUGAGGGUGUCAUUCCUGCUCUUGUUUAUAUAUCUAUCAAUGGUAAUGACAAGGGCAGGGUAAGUGCGUUGGAAUUGCUCCGGUGCUUAAGAGAUGUCGAGUGUGAUAAUGAUCGAGAGUGCCCUGGACCUUAUAUUGAUGCCUCUAGAGACAGCACAGAUCCCUCUAAAGAAAGGAAAUCAACAAAGGCUUCUGCAUUUCGUGGAGUGAUGUCGGCGUUCACAAAAAAGAAGAAAUGAAACCUUGUCUUCAGCUCAUUUUUAACCUAGUGGUAGCUGAAGAUAUCUUAUCAUCAUAUUAUGGCAAAUGAAGUAGAAUCUGCUUUGUAAGAUUCUCUUUCUCUGCUAGCCUGUAGAAUUUUUUUUCUGUUUUUAGGGAAUGGAGCAAUGAUUUCGUCAUGUAUAGUUAGUGGGUUGAUGGGUUUUUAGGUUCUAUUAGUGAUUCUCGACAUUUAGUUUUUGUUAGUUUUAAUUAUUACUUCAUGAUGUAUUUGCUGCCAUUUUCUAGAUAAUAGCUUGUCAAGAAUAUUGUACAGAUUUGUGUUGUUCGAUUUGUUGUAUACUUAUCUUACACGCCUGAUUUGAUGCACACAUACAUUAACAAAUAAAUGAUAUUAAACA